AUGGAUCCAGAUGAUGAGUGCGAAUUGGACUCCACAUGGGAAGACGAAUACGAACAUAAAACACCCAGAAAGAAGGUGUUGCACAGGAGAAGUUGCAGGAACAUGAAUGCUGCAAAGGAGAUGCAAGACUUUCGACAUAGUUGCAGAAACUUUGAUGAUGAUGAUGACGAUGAUGAUGAACCACGUGAAGGCCGCUUCUAUAACCUGGAAUUUUACUAUGGUCGAAUAAAAUCUUCACCUGACGAUGUUUACAUUGAUGAAUUUCACCAGCAGUGGUGGGGUGAAUAUGAGAAGCUGGAAAUAGUUUUGACCUACAUUCAUUGGCUGUUUCCAUUACAAGAAAAAGGAAGAAACUUGAGAGCACAUGAGCUCACAAAAAAGGAAAUAAAGGUUUUCCGUAAAGAUAAACAAGCAAAGAGUAAAUUGGUGAAAUCAUAUAAGCUCAUGUUGGAUUUCUACGGUAUAUGUUCAGUUGAUGAAUCAACAGGAGAUGUGGAACGGGCUCCUAACUGGAGACGCUUUAAAAACCUGAACAGAUAUUCACACAACAACCUUCGCAUCACACGCAUCUUGAAGUGUUUGGGGACUCUAGGAUUGAAGCACUACCAGGCCCCACUGGUCAAGUUCUUCCUCCAUGAAACUCUUGUGGUGGGACACCUUCAAAGUCUUAAACAAAGUAUACUAGAUUACUUUAUGUUUGCUGUUUUGGACAAGUCAGAGAGACGAGAGCUGGUUAGAUUUACCUUUAAGCAUUUUAAGCCCCAAGAACAGUUUGUCUGGGGCCCCAAUAAGUUUCUGUCAGGUGAGGUACAUAGCAAAAGUUAAAAAUUCAGUCAUGCUACACGUAAUAAGCAGCAAAGUGUGUGGACAGCAGGGACAAAAUAAAUGAAGGAAAAACGUAAUUAUAGUGAGCUGUCAAAAUAUACUGUAUGCCUUGAAUGCAGUGGAGGUUGCUUUGGGUAAAAGUGUCUGCCAAAUGCAUAAAUGUAAAUGUGAAAACAAUAAAAGCAUAGAAAAGUGAGAUGAAAAGAUAAUAUUGAUGAUGGUGAUGUUAAUAUGACAACAGCUACAUCACCAAGCAUGUCUUGUGAUGCUCCUGAUGAUAGAGGUUUCAGCAUUUGUUCCUUUAUUUUAUUUUAUUUUUAAAUUAAAUGAAAACUUCUGUUGAUGAAUCAAGGCUGCACUAUAUGAAAAUUAGCACCAGUAAAUGUUUUUGUGUAUGAUUUUUUUUUUUUUAAAUUUAUGUAUGAUUUUUUUUUUAAAUGUAUGUUACUUAUUUUUAAUAAAUCAGAAACAUGCUUGCACGAAUAUAUUUCACUUUUGUAAAGUGUGUAAGCUUGUGGUCCAGUGGGAAUAAACAGUUUACAG
Molecule: messenger RNA, 1368 nt
Organism: Sinocyclocheilus rhinocerous
Lineage: Eukaryota; Metazoa; Chordata; Actinopteri; Cypriniformes; Cyprinidae
Product: opioid growth factor receptor-like
Cellular component (GO): membrane
Molecular function (GO): opioid growth factor receptor activity
Source: RefSeq, a predicted model, not a curated record